Prosopis cineraria is the source of this 1648-nucleotide messenger RNA. RefSeq lists its product as uncharacterized. The coding region runs from base 286 to 1485 and encodes 399 amino acids. The record is from RefSeq and is a predicted model, not a curated record. The transcript has 2 exons. NCBI's taxonomy places the organism in Eukaryota, Viridiplantae, Streptophyta, Magnoliopsida, Fabales, Fabaceae.
CCACCACGCUCACGACGCGUAAAUCCCGAUCGAACAGUCACAGCGCAGCAAGACUGCACUCCUUAGGAAUUACACUCAACACGUCAAAUCAAAGUUCUAUAAAUUCCACAAAACCGCAACACCGACUCAUCCAUCCUGGAAAUCUACCAGAUUCCUGAUUCUUUGCUUCUCUCCAGCUGCUCUUCAUUUCUUUGCAUCCGAUUAUCCAGAGCCUGCCAUCAGCACCGGGACCUUCCAGAUUCAACCGAAAAGGUAUUUUACAUCAGCAUUGUAGAUAAUCUAGACAUGGAUGACAAAACUACAAUACCUGUUGAAGCCAAGACCGAGGAUAAAAGCCCAGGUGGGGCGGAGCAAGAGAAGAGUGAGAUAAAACUUGAGGUGAAGAACAAACAUAAGGAUGGAGAGAAAUUGAAGAAAAAAAAUAAAGAUAAAGAGGAGGAGGGGGAAGAUGGUGGUGGUGGUGGUGAAGAGAAGAAAAAGAAUAAGGACAAGAAGAAAAAAGAAAAGAAGGAAAAAGAUGAAGAAAUUGACGCGGAGAAAGAUAAGGGUAGAGAAGACGAAGAUGAGGAUGGUGAAGAGAUCAAGAAGGAGAAGAAGGAAAAGGAAAAGAAGGUCGAAGAAAAAUACAGAGAGAAGGAGAAGGGAGAGGACAAUAAAUGUGACGAUGGUAUAGACAAGAAGAAAAAGAAGGAUAAAGAUAAGAAUGACAAGGAGAAGAAAAAGGAAAAGAAGGACAAGGAUGAAGAAACAGACAGGAUAGAGGAGAAGGGAAAAGAUAAUGAAGGCGAGGAUAAGGGAGCCAUUAAGAAAAAGAAGAGUGAGGAUAAGAAGAAAGAGGAGAAGAAACACAAGGAUGAAAAGUUCGAGAAAGACGAGGGAAAAAAUGAAGGUGAGGAUGAUGAAGAGAAGAAGAAGAAGAAGAAGAAGGACAAGGAUAAGGAGAGAAAGAAAAAGAAGGAUGUGGAUUUUGAGAAGGACGAAGGAGAAAAUGAUGGUGGGGAGGAUGGUGAGGAGGAGGAGGAGGAGGAGAAGGACAAGGAUAAGAAGAAAAAGGAGAAGAAGGAUGAGGGCGAAGAGGAUGAGAAGGAGGGCAAGAAAAAGGCCAAGAAGGAGAAGAAACCAGAAGAUAAAGAGGAUAAACAGGAUAGCAAGGGUGAUUAUGCAGCGAGGGAGAUUCAAGUGAAAGAAACUGUGAAGGAAGGUGAAGAGGAGGAGGAGGAGGGGGAAGAUGGAGAAAAAGAUGAUGGGAAGCAAGUCAAAAAGGAGGAGAAGAAAAAAGAAGACAAGGACAAAUGCGGGAAGAAGAGAAAAGUGGGUGUGAAGGGUAAGAUCAAUGAUGUCAACAAACUAAAGCAAAAGCUGGAAAAAAUUAAUGCCAAAUUAGAAGCCCUCCUCCGAAAAAAGGCAGACAUAGAAAGUCAGAUAAAUGGAGCAGAAAAUGAGGAUCAUGUAGCUGUUGAGAAGGUGAAGGACGCAGAACAGUAGCUGCUCAGAAUAUACUUGUACAGUAUUACUACCUUGCAUCAUGCUAAGUAAAUAUUAAAUAACGACCCCCCCCCCCCUUUCUUCCUCUCCUCCUUUUUUUGUAAAAGUAAACAAUGAGCCUUUGUAUGCGAAUGACACAACUCUGCGUGCAUGUUCCAGGGUU